Molecule: messenger RNA, 897 nt
Organism: Trametes versicolor FP-101664 SS1
Lineage: Eukaryota; Fungi; Basidiomycota; Agaricomycetes; Polyporales; Polyporaceae
Exons: 4
Coding region: 1-897 (298 amino acids)
Source: RefSeq, a predicted model, not a curated record
AUGCCAACUUAUGGCCAAGACAAGAUCCGCCGGUUUGGGAAGGAGGCCAUGAUACCUGCGUUUGAAGGGCUCAUGCCACUACGGGAUGACCAGACCAUCGCCGACCUGCUCUUCGAGCUCGCAAAUUGGCAUGCCCUCGCCAAGCUGAGGUUACACACCGCUGUCACGAUCAAGAUCCCCCGUGCCGCAACGACACAUAUGACGGAUACGAUGCGGCACUUCUCGGCGACGACCUGCGAGCGAUGGGAGACGCACGAGCUCCCUAGGGAAGUCGACGCGCGCGUGCACCGUAAGGAGAAGCGCGGUCGCAAUGUGCCGCCGGAAGUGCGCGAACGCCGCACAGUGCACUACAACGUACUCAACACCUUCAAGUUCCACGGCGUCCCGGAUUACCCAGAUGCGAUAGAGAUGACCAGCCCGAGUGACACCGGGAGCACACAAGUACUUGACGACUAUGUCCCGCGCCGCGAACGUCUGAGGCAAGACCGCCUUGCUCGUAUGGCCCCUCCGUCUGGCACAUUGCCACAUCCAGAGCCUGGUGGACACGAUGCAGAUGGUCGCCCAGAUCCGCCACUCCCACCAACCAACCCUCUCGAUCACUAUGCCAUCUCGAACACCUCGCGCCUGGCGCUUGGCAUGCGCAACUGGAUCUCCAGGAAUCGCAAUGAUCCGGCCGCGGAUAAUUGUAUUCCUCUCCUCCGCGCACACCUCCUUGGUAGACUCCUUGACUUGCCGCCCGGGGAAGGUGGAGAACCUGGCGCGUUCACCGAUGCGCAGCUCGACCACAUUGAAGCGCAGAACGAUCGCAUCUAUCGCGACAAGGUUCUGCGCGUCAACUACACAACAUAUGACAUCCGGCGUGAUCAAGAUAUCAUCAAACCAGGCCCAGAAGUCUAG